AUGUCUGCAGACGCGUCGUCCGCUGCUAAUAGCGCGGGCUCAUCAGAGGCUCGUGAGCUGAGCUUAGUCUCGAAAGUCGAGCUGAGAAUCGCCCUGGCAGACACCGACGAGAAGCUCCAGCGGCUGCUGCAGACGUAUCUGGCUCCGCUGCUGCUCAAGCUGGCGUCGGAGAGCCUGGCCGUGCGCAACAAGGUCAUCGCCGUCUGCCACCACAUCAACACCAGGAUCCAGCCGCAGUCGAUCCAGCUGCCCGUGCCCGCCCUGCUGAAGCAGUUCAAGGAGCAGAAGUCGCAGCUGAUCCGCCAUUUUGACCUGAUCUACAUCCAGCACGGCAUCGACCGCCUGGACCCGUCGGCCAGGGCCGAACUCCUGCCGGCUGUGCUCGAGGGCGUCUCGCAGCUGGAGACCACGUCUGAUCAGGCUGCUAGUGUCUUCAAUCUUGUUCUCAGGCUGUUGCCUCUGCUCAAACUCCCCAAGAAAGACAGCCCCGAGGACGCCGGACUUAAGGGGAAGCUUGCUCUGUCCGACGAAGAUACGCGGUUUCUGUCCUCGUGGUUCGGGAAGCUGUUUCUCCUGUCUCCAGGAGGCAAAGAUGCCCGAACCUGUCCAGGGCUUGCGCCAUCUGAGUACCGUUUUCUGAACAAAGCGUCUUCCCCAGAGGAGACCUGGAAUCCAGCCAAAAAGGGCGGACUGAAUCUGACGGAGACGAAAGUCGCCGUUGCGAGAUUCCUGGCAAGCGGCGCCUUUACGAACGCUGAGAGAUUUCUCCCUGCUGUGAUUGCUUCUGCAGACGCGAAUUCUCGUCUCGCAGAGAUUGGGGAUGAUAUCCUCAAGCGAUUCACCCCGGACCUGGAGGAUUCCGACGUGGUGGAGCAGCUUUAUAGACUCUAUUUCGGAACGGAAGGUGAUGAUGCAGCGCCUCCUGUGCGGACUGCGCUGCAAGUCAAAAUCCUGGGUCUUCUCGGGAGAUCUGUCAAGGCUACGACGUACACGGAUAGGAUCAUCAGAUUACUCGACGAAGGGCUAUUCUCAGACGCGGCAAAGUCUGCCCAGGGUCUACAGGCCUCUAAACUGAGAUCGCAGAUCUUCACAUUCACCACCUGGGUGGUCCGAGUGGGUGCCCCAUCUGACUUGGAGCUCAUCGCGCCCAAGGCGAUAACGGGCCUGAGGGAGUUUGUGGAAUCGCAAGGAUGGCCCGACCCAGGAGUCAGCGGCCAGAAGCUUUCCCAUGCUGACCUUGGCCUGCGCGGUCUUGCUUACGAAAGUAUUGGCAUCUUAGCCCCCAAAUUAGCAAGAAAAACUGCUGCCGGUGACCCAGACGAUGGUCUUGACAUGGACCUUUUAAUCUGGCUGUUCAGAUCUCUCGGCUCUGACGCCUCGGGCCCGGAGAUCUUUGUCAGUAUUGAACAAGCGCUCGGCAGUAUUCUGAGCUCGUUUACGGGGACCUCCAGCGAGGACGUGCAGCAACAGCUGCGUACUUUUCUCAUGUUUCAGAUGAGAACUCGGCCAGGUGAAGACGAUCCGUCCACGGGCUUUAAAAUCGUUCGCAGCACCCGCUUCGCUGCUGUAAGAUUUGCCAACCGCUGUCUACCAUACAGUGAUUCGAUAGCGCGAUGGAUCGACCUCGUCGCUGUUGGGGCUGGAGUCGAUGGACAGCGGGAGAUUGUCGAGGAGGGGAAGAAAGGUCUCCAUCCUUACUGGUACCGGCUGCUUAACCCGAGCAAGGACGGGACAGGGACAGCAUCUACUUCAACCGACGUCGAACAGAAUCCCCGUUAUGAAUUCCCAAGAUUCCGGGACCUGCCUGUGGUGUUUGGCAUGUUCCGGGCCCCGGCAGAAUACGUCGGUGCGUUUGCACCAGCUGUCAGAUUUCAUAGACAUCUCCUCAUCUGGGAAGCGUUCUCAAGAGCGCAGAUUCCCGUGCAGAUCGAUCAGGACUGGGAGAACAGACUCGACACGCUUCUUCGGUCAGACGAGCCUGCGCGUUCUGCAUUGAGAGAAUACAUCCGGCAUCACACGGAACACGAUGUCAUCCGUCUUUUCCUGGAGUCUGCUCUAGACGGUCUCCUUUCUAGGGAUGGGACCGCAGCAACGGACUGUGGCACUGAUUUCGUAGAUGUGAGCUCUCUCACUCCGAACGAGAUAUUGAGCACUCUCGUCGACCGCGCACCUUCGUUACUGGAUCGUAUAUAUUCAACCAAUGACCAUGCGACACAGCACGUGGCUGCGCGAGCGUUUGGUAUUCUGGCUUCUCACGCUUCGCUCCCCGAGGACGAGUGCCGUCGUUUACAGACUGAGCUGGUGCAACGUAUUGCGAGUUGGCAGGGCGCAUUUGGACAAGUAGCAAACCAGGUUCGAGGAGCGCUCCUUGCGGCAGCUUAUCUUCUCGGCAGACUUGCAUACCGCAGAAGGCUGCAAGUCAUCCCGGAUGCACAGGUCCGUCAAUGCAUCUCUACUGUUGUAGAUGUACUGGCAAAUUCGCGCGACUCUCAACUCCGAGAAGCGGCACAGUUAGCAAUCGGCCAGUUCAGUCUUGCGGAAAUCUUGAACCCAACGAUCAUAUCCGAGAUCAGCGAUUGGAAGACGGUCAAAGACAAGCUAGUGGAGUAUGCAAAGAAGGAACAAGAAACUGCGAUCCGCACACUGGGCCAGAUAUCAUUGAUCAUGCCAAAGGACGGAGACAAUAUCUCGAUGUUCGAUGAGAUCUUGACGGCCCUUUACAACUUGCACGAAAUCCGAAAGCCAGAGGUACAGUUUACUGUCGGAGAAUCACUGAGCACUGCUGCAGCAGGCUGGAAGUCGAAAUCAUUGAUUGGGGAGUUCGAUGUUGACGAAACGCCUCUGGAGACCAAUGUCCCCGAGACUGUUCUCGCAGACAUGGCCGACAAACUGAUAGAGGGCUGUGGCGCCUCUAAGCCAUCGCUGAGGAAGGCGUCUGCGAUAUGGCUGCUCUGUCUUGUCAAAGACUGCGGCCAGCUUGAUGCGGUUCAGACGCGCCUGCGCAAAUGUCAAGCAGCUUUCACAGGCCUGUUGGCGGAUCGGGACGAAGUCGUUCAAGAGUCCGGCUCGAGAGGGCUCACUCUUGUGUACGAGAUGGGCGAUCAGGAUCUGCGAGACGAUCUCGUCCGAGACCUGGUGCGCUCCUUCACUGGCAACACAUCCAAUCUCGGAGGGGGCAAAAUCAGCGAAGAGACCGAGCUGUUCGAACCAGGCGUUCUGCCAACCGGCGAGGGUUCGUCCAUCACCACCUAUCGAGACAUCAUGAAUCUUGCCUCCGAAGCCGGAGACCCCAGCCUGGUGUACCGCUUCAUGUCGCUCGCGUCCAACAACGCCAUCUGGUCGAGCCGGGCGGCGUUCGGAAGAUUCGGUCUCAGCAGCGUGCUCUCUGACUCGAGCGUCAACGGGUAUCUGGCGCGAAACCCGAAGAUCUACCCGAAGCUGUAUCGCUACCGCUUCGACCCUAAUCCGAACGUCCAGCGGUCGAUGAACGACAUCUGGCGUGCGCUGGUCAAAAACCCCAAUGCGGUGCUGGACGCCCACUUCGACGAUAUCAUGGAGGAUCUGCUACAGAGCAUCUUGGCUGGCAGGGAAUGGCGUGUCCGCCAGGCUAGCUGUGCUGCGAUCGCAGAUUUGAUCCAAGGACGCCCGCUGGAGAAGUACGACAAGUACAUGGGUGAGAUACUGACGAAGGCAUUUAAAGUCUUGGACGACAUCAAGGAAUCGGUCCGGAUAGCUGCUUUGAGACUCUGCCAGGUCAUUACCAACAUGUUGAUUCGCACGCUAGAGACCGGCGAUACAGGCUCUAAGCGAGCCAAAGCAAUACUCGCGCAUAUCGUUCCUUUCCUCCUCAGCCAAGAAGGCAUGGAAUCCAGCGUGCAGGAAGUGCAGGCCUACGCGAUCACAACAUUGAUACAGAUCAUCAAGAAGAGUCCAGGAGUAAUGCUGCGCCCGUUCGUUCCUCAGAUACUGGAGAAGUUUGUGGCCUCAUUGAGUUUUCUGGAGCCUCAAGCUGUCAACUACAUCCAUCUAAAUGCAGACAAGUACGGCCUCACUGGUCAAGAGAUCGAUAAGAUGAGGCUCUCGAGUAUCCGCAUGUCUCCCAUGAUGGAGUCAAUCGAGCGGUAUCUACUAGAUGGUCUGGAUGAAGCCAGCAUGAAAGAAGUCGCAGACAGACUCGACGGUGUCCUCCGUUCCGCGGUAGGACUGCCAUCUAAGGUUGGCUGCAGCAGAGUCCUUGUCUUAUUGAGCACGAAAAGCCUUCUCUUCCGUCCAUACGCGGAUCGGUUCAUUCAGCUUCUGAAGAAGUAUGUCUUGGACCGCAACGAUACCGUGAGCGUGGCCUACAGCACCGCCAUCGGAUAUCUCGUUCGAUUAGCGACCGAUGAUCAGGUCUUGGACACUCUCAAAUUCGCCGAGUCACUUUAUUUCACCGCUGAAGAGACUCAUCACCGAGUCGUAUCGGGAGAGAUACUGCAUUCCAUGUCCAAGUUAUCCAGUGACCGUUUUGCAGCCUUCGCAGCCGCUGCGUUACCCUUUGUCUUCGUAGCCAAGCACGAUACGGAUGAGCAGGUUCGGGAGCCUUUCGACAAGACCUGGCAAGACAAUGUUGGCGGCUCUCGCUCCGUCGCCCUGUACCUAAAGGAGAUCCUCAAUAUAAUCUCCGAGCAUCUCGAUUCUCCGCGCUGGGCGAUCAAACACACCGCAGCACUGGCAGGAGCAGAUGCUAUCAUGUGCCUGGAUAAAACUCUCGAUCAAUCUACUGGUGAACUGGUGUGGCCUGUCUUGGAGAAGGCGCUCGCUGGUAAGACGUGGGAUGGCAAAGAGACCGUGCUCAAGGCAUUUGUCAGAUUCUCGGAGAGUGCCAAGGCGACAUGGCAAGCCCGGGAAGAUAUCAGGACGCAGAUGAAAGUCAUUGCCCUCAGAGAGGCCAAGAGAAAUAAUCCAGUGUAUCGCCCGCAUGGCCUCAAUGCUCUAGCUGAAUUCGCCGAGAUCAGGGACGACCUGAACCUUCUGCCAGACGCUAUGUCCAUCGUGGCCCCAAUAGUCGAGGAGCUGACUGACGACGGCAAAAUGGAAAUAGACUCGGAUAAUUCCAUCAAGCCCAGGAGCGAGGAGACGCUAGCCGCAUGCGUCAAUUGCCUUCUCCGAUGCGUUAACCCCACCGUAGAGCAGUCAAGUUCAGUGCUGAAGGAACACUUAUCCGCAAUCUCUGCCCUUGUCGAGGAAGCCCUGAAACGCGGCAGCAGGCCAGUCCAAGACGCACUCUAUACUGGGCUGCAAACUGUUUUCGGAAGGAUCGGGACGAGGUUGUCCCAGAGGGGCAACGACCAGCCUCUGGAUGCCGGCGAGCUGGAAGGGGCCAUGGGGGAGCUGGCUGAUCGGUUGCUCUUUCGGGAUCUCGAUCCGACCAUCGAGAGCCUUCGAACCAAACGUGCCAGGGCAGCGGAGGAAUACAUCGCCGUGUCCCGGCAGGCAGGAUUCGGAGUGCGCGAGAGCGCGAGGCAGUCGAUUGCAGCGUGGCUUACGCAGGAGCGAGCUGCGCCUAUCCAACGCAUUCUUAACGACGCCCUGCGGAAGCUUGACAAGUAG
This is a messenger RNA of Rasamsonia emersonii CBS 393.64, 5589 nucleotides long. RefSeq names its product Proteasome component (Ecm29). Gene Ontology annotation, biological process: proteasome assembly. The record is from RefSeq and is a predicted model, not a curated record. Lineage: Eukaryota; Fungi; Ascomycota; Eurotiomycetes; Eurotiales; Trichocomaceae. Gene Ontology annotation, molecular function: molecular adaptor activity. The coding region runs from base 1 to 5589 and encodes 1862 amino acids. Gene Ontology annotation, cellular component: nucleus; cytoplasm. The transcript has 4 exons.